AAAGCCCAAAUGAGUCCAGCCCAGCCCAUCUGCUCUAUCUUGUUCGUCUUCGCCUCGUCGGCGUUCGUUUUCUUCUUUUCAUGCAGCGUAACAGAAACUCCAAGUGACCUGUCAGAGGGAGAGGGAGAUGGAUGAAACAGAACUAACCUGAGCAACCGAGAGGCGAGAGUGAAUGCGAAGCAGAGAAGCCUGAACUGUAGAAGAUAUGGGGUGGGAAUGGGCGAUUUACGAAGGAGUGGUGGUGUUUGGCUCCUUUUCCUUGCUAGGAUGGGCGGGACUCUGGUUCCUGAACCGAAGACUGUACAAAGAGUAUGAAGAGAAGAGGGUUCUGGUUCAGAUCCUUUUCAGCGUCGUCUUCGCCUUCUCCUGUAACCUCCUACAGCUCGUUCUCUUCGAGAUCAUACCAGUCCUCUCUAAAGAGGCAAGAUGGAUAAACUGGAAAGUUGAUUUGUUCUGCUUGAUAUUGUUGCUGGUGUUUAUAUUACCAUAUUACCACUGCUAUCUGAUGCUUUGUAACAGUGGUGUGAGGAAGGGGCGAGCUGCAUUGGGAGCAAUUCUAUUCUUAUCAGCAUUUCUCUAUGCUUUUUGGCGCAUGGGAAUUCACUUUCCAAUGCCUUCUCCUGAUAAAGGAUUCUUCACCAUGCCUCAGUUAGUCAGCAGGAUUGGAGUCAUUGGUGUGACUGUCAUGGCUGUGCUCUCUGGUUUUGGUGCUGUCAAUCUGCCAUAUAGUUAUUUGUCUCUCUUUAUCAGGGAGAUUGAGGAAACAGAAAUCAAAGCCUUAGAAAGACAAUUAAUGCAAUCAAUGGAAACUUGUAUAUCAAAGCAAAAGAAAAUCAUACUUUGUCAAAUGGAGAUGAAGCGUAUUCAAGGGUCAGAAGAGAAGCUAAAGGCUGGAUCUUUUCUAAAGCGUAUAGUUGGAACAGUUGUGCGUUCUGUGCAAGAGGACCAAAAAGAGCAGGAUAUUAAAAGCAUGGAAGCAGAGGUCCAAGCAUUAGAGGAGCUUUCAAAACAACUAUUCCUGGACAUCUAUGAGCUUUGUCAAGCCAAGGAAGCUGCUGCAUAUUCCCGAACCUGGAGAGGCCACUUACAGAACCUACUGGGUUAUGCCCUCUCUGUCUAUUGUGUCUAUAAGAUGAUAAAGUCUUUGCAGAGUGUUGUUUUCAAACAGGCUGGGUCUGUUGAUCCUGUGACAAUGAUGAUCAGCAUAUUAUUACAGUUCUUUGAUAUUGGCAUAGAUGCUGCACUAUUGUCUCAGUAUGUCUCUCUGUUAUUCAUUGGAAUGUUGAUUGUGAUUUCUGUCCGAGGCUUUUUAACAAAUCUAAUGAAGUUCUUUUUUGCAGUUUCCAGAGUUGGAAGUGGAUCAUCUACCAAUGUUGUACUUUUCCUCUCAGAAAUCAUGGGAAUGUAUUUUGUAUCUUCGAUCCUACUGAUAAGGAAAAGCUUAGCAACCGAAUACAGGAUGAUAAUCACAGACGUUUUAGGAGGAGACGUUCAAUUUGAUUUCUAUCAUAGGUGGUUUGAUGCGAUUUUUGUAGCUAGUGCUUUUCUGUCUCUUCUUCUACUUUCUGCACAUUACACGUCCCGCCAGGCGGACAAGCAUCCUAUUGAUUAAUUCAUUUACAUGUAAUAUUGAAAUAAUAGCUUCAGUAAAUAUAUGUGGAUUGUUGUCUCAAUCCAUAUUCUAUGCUUUCCUCAUUUUGUAAUCGUCGCCAUUCCUCUUUACCCUCCCCUCAAUUUGGAUGCCGUGUUAAC
Molecule: messenger RNA, 1752 nt
Organism: Nelumbo nucifera (sacred lotus)
Lineage: Eukaryota; Viridiplantae; Streptophyta; Magnoliopsida; Proteales; Nelumbonaceae
Source: RefSeq, a predicted model, not a curated record